AUGGCACUUCGCUUUGACGGAAAGGUGGCUAUUGUGACUGGUGCUGGUGGUGGUCUGGGCCGAACCUAUGCUCUUGAACUUGCUAAACGAGGAUGCAAAGUCGUAGUCAAUGAUCUCGGAGGUGAUGCUCAUGGAACCUCAGCUUCUACCUCAAUGGCCGAUAAG
Messenger RNA from Cylicostephanus goldi, 165 nucleotides. NCBI's taxonomy places the organism in Eukaryota, Metazoa, Nematoda, Chromadorea, Rhabditida, Strongylidae. The record is from the annotation of a GenBank genome assembly.